Molecule: messenger RNA, 1939 nt
Organism: Cicer arietinum (chickpea)
Lineage: Eukaryota; Viridiplantae; Streptophyta; Magnoliopsida; Fabales; Fabaceae
Product: polyol transporter 5-like
Biological process (GO): transmembrane transport
Cellular component (GO): membrane
Molecular function (GO): carbohydrate:proton symporter activity
Source: RefSeq, a predicted model, not a curated record
UCUUUCCUUCUGCAAGCUCAUCUCAUCUCCAUCUAUAAUCUAUAUAUCAACCAACCAACCUGUGUACCUUAAUUCUGAUUAUACAUAUGCAUGCAUGUAUCUUGCUUAAUUCUGAUUAUUCAGUUGAAUCAUUUACUGCUAAUUAAUUAAGAUAUGGCUGAGGCCAAAACAGCUGCUGCUGAUCAGAUUAUUAUGUCUCUUGAAGAUUUCGAUCCUCAAAAGAAAAAACCCGAAUCCAACAAGUUUGCUUUUGCCUGUGCUAUCUUGGCUUCCAUGACUUCCAUUUUACUUGGUUACGAUAUUGGGGUGAUGAGUGGAGCAGUGAUAUACAUAAGAAGGGACCUGAAACUAUCAGACGUGCAAAUAGAAAUCUUGGUAGGAAUCAUCAACCUUUUCUCUUUGAUAGGUUCCUGCCUCGCCGGAAGAACCUCUGACUGGAUUGGUCGCCGCUACACCAUUGUACUAGCCGGUGCUAUCUUCUUUGCUGGAGCAAUCCUCAUGGGAUUCUCUCCCAACUUUCCCUUUCUCAUGUUCGCCCGCUUCAUUGCCGGCAUUGGCAUUGGCUACGCUCUCAUGAUUGCCCCUGUCUACACCGCCGAGGUCUCUCCUGCUUCCUCUCGCGGCUUCCUCACCUCCUUCCCUGAGGUAUUCAUCAAUGGAGGGAUAUUACUUGGAUACAUUUCAAACUACGGAUUUUCGAAACUUCCACUUGAGUUAGGAUGGAGAGUGAUGCUCGGAAUCGGAGCGAUCCCUUCCGUAAUCUUAGCCGUUGGAGUGUUAGCGAUGCCUGAGUCACCUCGUUGGCUCGUUAUGAAAGGGAGACUCGGUGACGCUAUCAAAGUUCUUAACAAAACCUCUGAUUCCGAACAAGAGGCUCGGCUUAGGCUCAUUGAAAUCAAAGCUGCGGCUGGGAUCCCUGAGAGUUGCAACGACGACGUCGUUUCAGUAAAUAAAACCAACGAAGGAGAGGGUACUACUGUAUGGAAAGACUUGUUUCUUUAUCCUACACCUGCAGUGCGUCACAUUGUGAUUGCUGCUCUUGGUAUUCACUUCUUUCAACAAGCUUCGGGUAUAGACGCUGUCGUUUUGUAUAGUCCCACAAUUUUUCGUAAAGCUGGCCUUGAAUCUGAUACGGAGCAGUUACUUGCAACCGUUGCCGUUGGAUUGUGUAAAACCGUUUUCAUUUUAGUGGCUACUUUUUUGUUGGAUCGGGUCGGGCGUCGACCCUUAUUGUUGUCAAGUGUUGGUGGAAUGGUGAUUUCGUUGCUUACUCUUGCGGUGAGUCUCACGGUCGUUGAUCAUUCGCACGUCAGGAAAAUGUGGGCCGUUGGAUUGAGUAUUGUUUCCGUGUUGUCCUACGUGGCAACGUUUUCAAUUGGAGCGGGUCCCAUUACUUGGGUUUAUAGCUCUGAGAUAUUUCCGUUGCGGCUACGCGCUCAAGGUGCGUCUGCGGGUGUGGUGGUGAAUAGGGUGACGAGUGGAAUAAUUUCAAUGACGUUUUUGUCGUUAUCUGAUAAGAUCAGUAUUGGAGGGGCUUUCUUCCUCUUUGGUGGAAUUGCAGCUUGUGGAUGGAUCUUCUUCUAUGCAUUGUUACCUGAAACACAAGGUAAGACGCUUGAGGAAAUGGAAGGCUCUUUUGGUAAAUUCGGAGUGAAGUUAAGCACCAAGAAUGAUAAUGGGGAGAUCCAAUUCACCAAUAAUAAUUAAUUAUGCUCAAUCAACACUUAAGGUUGAGCUCAGGCAUUAUAUAAUGUAGCUGUAGUAGUAAGUAGGGUUCAUUUGCACGUCUUUAUAUUAGGCUAUUUAGCUUUUCACUCAUGAAGUUGAAGCUUGUAUGCAAGGAACAUUAUAAUACUAUUAAGCGUGACAAUUUAUUCUUUGACUGGAAGACAAAAAAUAAAUUAUAUAUAAAAAGUGUGAUAAUGUAGUGGAUUAUUUA